AUGCCGCCAGACAUAGUACAUGUCCUCCUCCGAGUGGCCAACGCCAAGUUCUAUGAUGAGAUACCUGAAUCUCUCAUCGAAUGGAUCAAGAAACAACGCGUGUUUUGGGUGGCUUCGGCUCCCCUGAGUCCUGAUGGUCAUGUAAAUCUCUCCGCCAAGGGCACAGCAGAUAGUUUCCAUGUCGUGAACUCUCACCGAGUUUGGUAUCAAGAUUUGACCAAGAGCGGAAUGGAAACAAUAUCCCAUAUCAGGGAGAAUGGUCGCAUAACGAUCCUGUUCAGUGCCUUUGAGGGACCUCCGAAAUUGUUUGGGAUCGGAACUGUAUACGAAUGUGGCACAGAAGAAUACGAAUCUCUUAUUUCUCCUGAGAUUAGGAAGCCGGGCUCUUGUGCUGUUAUCGUUAUCGAUGUGUAUCAGUGUCAAACGUCAUGUGGAUAUGCUGUUCCACUCUAUGACUUCGUUGCCCGUCGCACCGAACUCCUCCGAGUGGUUGAUACGGAAAAGUCAACCGACCGCGCUUCAGACCCAGAGGCCCGUCAGAAAGGUCUCAAAGCAUAUUCGGCACGACAGAACUUGGGAAGCGUGAAUGACCUGCCUGGUCUACUCACAACGCCAGAUUCCAAAGUAACGUUUAUCAAUAAUUUUGACAAGGAAGGUCAAAGACCGAAGUUGCGAUAUUCAUCUUCGAGAGCGGCAAGCUCCCAUAAGCUAAGCAGUGGUGCAAAUUUAGCCGUCGGUUUUACCCUUGGUGCCUUGGUCGCUACUGUCGUUCCUUACAUCCUAUCUGCUACCGAUAUGUUCACCACCCGAGCUUAAUGCGUGCCCAUAUACAUAGUACUUACUCCCCUAAAGCUUUACCUUCCGUGUAUGUACUCGCUAAUUCCUCCCGAGUUUCGUAUCAGG
Messenger RNA from Suillus discolor, 903 nucleotides. RefSeq lists its product as uncharacterized. The record is from RefSeq and is a predicted model, not a curated record. The coding region runs from base 1 to 816 and encodes 271 amino acids. NCBI's taxonomy places the organism in Eukaryota, Fungi, Basidiomycota, Agaricomycetes, Boletales, Suillaceae. The transcript is spliced from 5 exons.